Messenger RNA from Melozone crissalis (California towhee), 2818 nucleotides. It is a transcript of the gene GMEB2, whose product is annotated as glucocorticoid modulatory element binding protein 2. Bases 74 to 1675 code for a protein of 533 amino acids. The transcript is spliced from 10 exons. NCBI's taxonomy places the organism in Eukaryota, Metazoa, Chordata, Aves, Passeriformes, Passerellidae. Gene Ontology annotation, molecular function: DNA-binding transcription activator activity, RNA polymerase II-specific; RNA polymerase II cis-regulatory region sequence-specific DNA binding. Gene Ontology annotation, cellular component: nucleus. Gene Ontology annotation, biological process: positive regulation of transcription by RNA polymerase II. The record is from RefSeq and is a predicted model, not a curated record.
CCGCCGCCGCCGCAGCCCGAGCGGGGCCCGCGGGACGCCGGCCCGAGCAGGUGGUGACUGAGCUGGUGCCGCGAUGGCGACGCCGGACGUCAGCGUGCACAUGGAGGAGGUGGUGGUGGUGACCACGCCGGACGGCGCCGUGGACGGCGCUGCCAUGGAGGAGGUCAAGACAGUGCUGGUCACCACCAACCUGUCCCAGCACGGCGGUGACAUCAACGAAGACACGCUGGAGACUGAAAAUGCAGCUGCUGCAGCUGCUGCUGCCUUCACAGCCUCCACAGACCUGAAGGAAGCGGUUCUAGAAGUGAAGAUGGCUGAAGAUGAGGACAGUUUGGAGGCAGAGAUUGUCUACCCCAUCACCUGCGGGGACAGCAAAGCCAACCUCAUCUGGAGGAAGUUUGUGUGCCCUGGAAUCAAUGUGAAGUGUGUGCAGUUUCAUGAUCACCUCAUCAGCCCCAAGGAGUUUGUGCACCUGGCAGGGAAGUCGACCUUGAAGGAUUGGAAGCGGGCGAUCCGGAUGAACGGGAUCAUGCUCCGGAAGAUUAUGGACUCAGGAGAGCUGGAUUUCUACCAGCACACAAAGGUCUGUUCCAACACCUGCCGGAGCACCAAGAUUGACCUGACAGGAGCCAGGGUGUCCCUGACCAGCCAGACAUCAACAGAGUACAUCCCUCUGACUCCUGCCUCUGCUGAUGUGAACGGAUCCCCAGCUACAAUAACCAUAGAAACAUGCGAGGACGCCAGCGAUUGGAGCACCAGCAUUGGAGAUGACACCUUUGCUUUUUGGCAAGGUCUGAAGGACAGUGGGCUCCUGGAAGAAGUGAUCCAUGAGUUCCACCAGGAGCUGGUGGAGACCAUGAAGGGCUUGCAGCAGCGAGCACAGGAUCCCCCACUGCAGCUUGGGGAUGCUGUUUUACUCAACAACGUAGUCCAGAACUUUGGGAUGCUGGAUCUGGUCAAGAAGGUCCUGGCCAGCCACAAGUGCCAGAUGGAUCGCUCGAGGGAGCAGUACACACGGGAUUUGGCAGCUCUGGAGCAGCAGUGUGACGAGCACCGCAAGCGAGCGAAGGAGCUGAAGCACAAAUCGCAGCAUCUCAACAACGUCCUGAUGACCCUCACACCCGUCUCUGUUCCCACGCCUCUGAAACGCCCCAGGCUCACCAGGGCCACCUCCGGACCAGCUGCCAUCACCUCCCAAGUCCUGUCCCAGCCAGCGCAGCUCACUGUCACCCCCGGCGUGCCAGUGUCCCAGAUUGCCAAUCUCCCUCUUGGCAAAGUGGUCUCGGCCCUCCCUCCUUCGGUGCUGGGGAAGAGCCCGGCCCAGCCCCCCGCCGCCAGCUCCCCGGCCUCCCCUCUGCUGGGGGGGUACACGGUGCUGGCCUCCGCCGGCUCCACCUUCCCCGGCACCGUGGAGAUCCACCCGGACGCUUCCAACCUGACGGUGCUGAGCACGGCUGCGGUCCAGGACGGCAGCACGGUGGUGAAGGUGGUGAGCCCCUUCCAGCUCCUGACCCUUCCAGGACUUGGCACGACCAUCCAGAAUGUGACACAAAUAGCUCCCGGUGGGAGCACGGUGGUGACUGUCCCGUCCGGGGCCGCCGAGGCCGCCGGGGACGAGCACGCUGCCGCCGCCAUCGAGGUGACCGCGGUGGCCGACGAGGCGGAGCAGAAGUGAGAGGGGGGACUUGCCUGGAGGGACGCUGGCCGUGCCACUCUGGGGGGAACUGCCUCUUCUCUGGCUGCGCUGUGGGACGAGGAGCGGUGUCGUGAGGGGCACGGGCUAGCGAGGCUCAGAGCAGCUCGUGUUGGGAGCGAGGAGGUUCAGGUCAGAGGGAAGGAGGGGGGAGGAAGGAUGCCUGGAGAAGGGAAAGGCAGAAAUGCUCUGCCUUGUUUGGAGGAGGGAAGAAAAAAAGAGCUUAUUUUUUUAUAAAGCUUUCCUCCCCUGUUCUCUUGGAGUAGCUUUCCUGCUCUGGGUUGUCAGCCCAGCCUCUUUGGCUGGCACAGCUGGAGCAGUGUCCAUCAGAGGAGUGGGCAGGAGCAGGGAGAAGGUGGUAGCAAAAGGAAGCUGCCAAAGGGGGUCUGGUGUGCAGGGAGCUGGCUGCUCCCCAUCCUAGGGGCUGCAGGAGUGGAGAGGGAUGCCAAGAGCAGGAAUUCAGUGGAUGUGUACAAUCAUUGACACCAGGAAGAGCUCUGGCAGCAUGGGCACAGGCCCUGGAAGGUUGGGUUUGUGCGUGACAGUGGCUUUGGGUGGCAAAAACAAGUGGGAGCUGUUGUGACAGUGGGCAUGGUGGUUGCCCGGGUCUACUGGGGAAGAAGCAGCAAGACAGGAGCCCAGAGGGCUGAGAAGAGCUGUGACUUCUGAGGAUUUGGGGUCUUUUUCUAGUUUUCUCAAAAAAAAAAAAAAAUCCAUUAUUGGGAUUUUUUUAAGCCACUGGCGAUUUUUAAGCAAAGCCCAGGUUGGGAAGCUCGUUCUGCAUGGCAGAGCCGUGCUGCAGAGCGUGCAGAGCUGAGCCCCAUGGCCAUGCUCCAGGGAGCUCACGCUUCCUCACGAGGGCAGACCCUGCUGUCCCCAGUGCCCAGCAUCCCACGGGAGCAGGACACUGCCAUUCCCUCCCUGCUGGGGUCAAGCAGCCGUUCUGUAACGGGGUGGUCAGCCCCCCCAGUUCUCCUACAGCCACCCCACUCACUGCAGCUCUCACCAGGCCCCGUGCCAGGGCCUGUGUGUCUCACGCUGCCUCUGGCUGGGAGGAGUCGGGUGCUUGGAGUGUUGGGGUUUCCCAAACUUGAUCUGGCAACAGCAGCAACGACAGGUCACUUU